This is a messenger RNA of Guillardia theta CCMP2712, 2385 nucleotides long. RefSeq lists its product as hypothetical. The record is from RefSeq and is a predicted model, not a curated record. Lineage: Eukaryota; Cryptophyceae; Pyrenomonadales; Geminigeraceae. Bases 1 to 2385 code for a protein of 794 amino acids. The transcript is spliced from 8 exons.
AUGAACACUGCAGGCAGCAUGCCGCAUGCAACCUUCUUCUCCACGUCGAAGUCGGACGAGCUGUCCCCUGUUGACCUUCUGCGGGGUCUGGUGACAUACACGCUGAGCCUGAGGGGAGGAUCCGAUCACUGGGCAAGGAAACGAGGACUGGAAGCAGCGUCGGGGUUGCCGGGAGAGCAGGUCGUUGAGGAUGCGGGCGUUGGGAAGGAUGCCCUUCCAGACCAUCUUCUUGCUCUCGACGAUGAGGAAAUGGAGGAGGACCUCCUGGUUCAGCUCUCGUCCUCGUCUGGGGACGGCGCUGAACCAGCCAUGUACCACGAUCCCUUCGACGAGGAAGUCCACCCCAACUUUGACGCCCCGGAGGUCAAGGGGCUGGACUGGAAUAGCUCUGUCAAGAAACAGUCGCAGAUAUGGAAGAAGAGGAGGCAGAGCAGAGUGAGAAGCGCGGAAGAAACCGGUUUCUCUGAUCACAGCAAUACUAGUGAUCUUCACAGGAACUAUGGCUUGACCGCCCUGUCUCCUCCCUUGUCCAACGUCAGCCUGUCGGAGUCCAGCACCUCGAGCUGGGAUCCGUUCGGCCCCGACGACGAGUGUCAGGAUGUGCAAGUCGAGGACGAGGAUGGGAGGGUCCGCAAUGUGACGCGAGUGAAGAUCGGGAAUCUGAAAGAGAUCCCAGAGGUUGAGGGGACAGCCGGCGGGGCGAAGGACGCUGAGUUGCUCUUGCAGUUCGGCGAACUUGACUCGGAGCACGUGUACAACGAGCACAACAGCUCCUUGCUGCUUCUGCAGGGCGGGUGGAACAGGACGGGCGCAGUGAUUCAUGUCCCUUGCGUGAAGGCCAAGGGGACGGGGAGGACAGGGCUGCCGACUUGGGCAAGCUUGCAGGAGGUGAACAUGUCUGCCACAAAGACGUUGUGGUCUGGCCUCGAAGCAAGCUCCAAUUGUUUGGUGAAGACUCGCGGUGUCGGCGCAGGCGCCCAGUCUGCCCGCGACAAGCAAGCCGCUAAGUCGCAGCAACAAGCACGAGCGCUACACGACGGCCUUGGAGAGGUGCAGGACAUGGCCGGCGCGAUAGAAACGACCCAAAGCAAAGCCAAGGAGCAGAUUGACGAGCUGCGCAAGAGCCUCGAGGCUGAGAGGCAAGCCCAUGCUGCCGCCCAGCAUGCCCGCAAGCAAGCCAUCGACACCAUCAAGGACCUCGAGGCCAGCAUACAGAAACUGCAGACGGAGCUAAGCAGUGAAAGAGAGACACGCAUGAAGCUGGAGUCGCUUCAAGCCAGCCUCGCACGAGAGCAGGCACCGCAGACCUCUGCCGUCCCUCCAGCACAGAGCGGAGCAUCCCCAAGCUCCAGAGCUGACCUCCCAGUCGCCAGGCCGUACACAAGGCCCGCCCGGGACCCGCGGCUGGCGAAGCGCCAGGCACCUGGGCCAGAGCCUGGAAGCUGCAUCUUCAGCGAGGCGUACGUGAGCCUCAAGGGCAUGCCAGGCAAGCACAUGGACCCUCGCUAUCAUGGUUGGCUGCCGUAUGAUGACGCCUUCGAGAUCAAAGACAGCUUGACUGUGCUCUGUGACGGGGUAGGAGAGGGAGGCUAUCGGUCAGGGAUCUUUGCGAGGAAGCUUGUGGAGAGCAUGGCAAGGCCUGUCGACAUGCUCGGCGAUCUCUUUGAAAAGCUUGAGUACUGCAUCCAGAGGAUGCGCAUGCCUCAGACCUCUUCCUAUCACGACAUCCUGGAACUUGCAUCUUCGACUGUGGUAGCGCUUCAGCUCAAACCGGGAAGAGACAGUGACGAGAUCAUGAUCGAUGCUCUCGAGCUGGGCGACAGCCAGUGGGCGCUGCUGACCUUGGACGCUUCUCGACGCAGGGCUCGGUGCGAGUACCUGUCGCCCCCUCGCUUCCACUCUCCGCACGACAACGGCAAGAGACCUCCGUACCAGGCGGGGAUGAACCAAGGGCACAUGCGGCAGUACAGAGACAGGAAGAACGAGAUCUUGCAGCGGAUGUAUGCGCGAUCAGGCGACAUCAUCGUAGCAGGAAGCGACGGCUUCUGGGAGAACCUGGGCUCGGACGACCACGCGAGGAGAUCGGCCUUGGAGACGAUGUCGGAGGAGGUACUUGGUGACUUCGGACACGGGGGCUUCGUCGAGGGUCUUGGAGGAAGGCUGCGGGAGAGGACGGAGAACAGGAUGGAUAGGUCGAUGGGGAAGAAGGACGAUCUGACUCUGAUCGUGUCUCGCAUGACAGUGUCUCGAGGGCAGCAGCAGAGAGGGGUUGAGGUCCGCAUGGAGAGUCUUUCCGAGGGCGACUGUGACAUAAACCUUGACGAGGUCACGAGGGGUAUCGCCAAGUACUGUUCAGUGCGGCAGCGCGUUCAUGACCGCGACUGA